Exophiala viscosa is the source of this 2208-nucleotide messenger RNA. RefSeq lists its product as uncharacterized. The transcript has 2 exons. The record is from RefSeq and is a predicted model, not a curated record. Lineage: Eukaryota; Fungi; Ascomycota; Eurotiomycetes; Chaetothyriales; Herpotrichiellaceae. The coding region runs from base 1 to 2208 and encodes 735 amino acids.
AUGGAGCCAGAAACGUUUGUUGUUGUGCUUGAGAUCGGCAUUGUCUCACACUCGCCAUCGCUUAUGCAUCUUCUUAGAUGCCCUCGACAAAUGCAGAACGUGGAGGACGAUUUAUCUCUUCUGCUCGAGAGCGUCAAGAUUUGCAUCUCGAGUCGACCGUCUCCAUUCUUGAACGAUGAAUUCGAGGACUGUCCCAAACUGCGACUUCAAGAUUUUACCAAGCGGGAUAUCACUACAUGUGUGCAUGAUAACCUCAUCGAGCAUAUUGCCAAGAGGUUUUCAAUCGGCAAAGACUCAGAGCAAACCUCCUUGCUCGUCGAUACAGUCGUUCACAAAGCUGAAGGGGUCUUUCUUUGGGUACGUCUGGCCGUCAAAUCCCUGCGACGAGGCAUCGGAAAGAAUGACAGGGUGGAUGACCUUGAAUGGCGGCUCGAGCAGAUGCCUCAAGGACUAGACCAGCUCUACAGUCACAUGUGGAAGCGCAUAGAGGCCGAUCACGCUAUCUACGCUGCCGAAGCUGCCACAUACUUGCAAUUGAUCCUGCACUUUGGCUCAGAUAGUAUGUCUCUACUCCAGCUGGCAGUUGCAAGCGACAAGGAUUUGCAAGAUGCCUAUUUAGAUUCUGGCUGGGAGCAGCCAGAAUCCUGGCAUAACCUGGGCCAGGAUCUCGACAGUGUUAGAUUCGAGACAAGGCUCAUGGCGUGUUGCGCUGGUCUUCUGGAAAUCCGCGAUUGGUACGAUCGUGACGAGCCCGACGACGAGUCUCUAAGCUGGAAUUCCUCCACCGAGGCGUCUCUAGACGGGGAGUCCUCCAAUACGGUGUCACUGAACGCCAGUUUUCUGGGCCUGCAGAGAGAUAGCCCCCUAGCGGAAACCCCUGACCUCCUUCAGCGAUUGGGAGGAUUGCGAGACAUACACGAGAGAACAAGAGUAUCUUUGAUCCACAAAUCGGCCGGAGGGUAUUUUCGCCAAGGCGAUGGCAAGGCGUCCCUUGAUAAGUAUCCUCUGUGCAAGCAGGACAUGCGGAUGAGAGCUUUCAGAGCUGUAGAGGUGCUACUCUUGCUCCUUGUGAUUCCAACCACGCCAGGGGAUGUGACAAAAGCAGUAAAGGGAGCUGAGAUAUCUGACAUACUGCUCUACUUGGUUUCACAAUCAGCUGUCACCCUGCUCUCAGAUCUGGAGCGGAUUUGCGAAAGGCUACAGUUGGUAUACCUGCUGGAUUUUGCACGGUGGCCGCGUGUGGAAGGCUCCAACGCAGUUGACUAUAUGUUGGUCUUUAUGGGCCUCGAUGCUCCUGACUAUACUUCCUUCAAAUUGAAUCAACCAGGAACGAUUCGCUCACAGAAGAACCUCGAUGGGUGGCUCUUUCAAGCUAUCUACAGUUUCUGCAUGUCAAGUCGCGACAGGGAGUACGCCCUGUAUCCACCAUGGCCAAGAGCGGCCACCAACAUUGAAGUGCUUCUCCAAUGCAAAGCGGAUCCAAAUGCUAAGAAACAUCUACAUCUGGCUUCUCCUGGUGCCACAUUGUGGCUCACUUUCCUGGUCAUGAGGCACACGGUAGAAACUGACUGUAAGGUCGACCUGUCCCUUAGAUUGCUGGAAGCGUUCAUGCGUGCUGGCGCCAAUCCAAACGAUUCUUGCAAUCUAUGCCUGACGCCUGAUGACUUUCACACAUCGAGUCGAUGGUCAACCUGGACUAGCAGUGACACUCAAGUCGAGGGCCUCGAAGAUAAGAUCUAUAUGCGGUGGAAUGUUAUGGAUAUUCUUACAUCUUUCGAAUAUGGCAGCGAGGCGUUGGCAUUGAUGCAGGGCUAUGGGGCCCAGUCAUGCUGCGCCAAUGGUGUUUUGUAUCGUGGCCCCAGCUCGUUGAUGUCACUGUCUGAUGAGAACCCUCGAGAGCUUUGGUCUACUUUCAAAUUAGGGUCGUUCAAAGUUGCAGAAUGGCGUUACUUGAAACGGUCCAAGUAUUUUUCAACUUCGAUUGAACCAUGGUUCAGCCUGGAAUUCACGGACUCAGGGCUGGGUACAUACACAGCGGGCUUCGACAAUCGAAAUGAUGCUCUGAGAGCUGCUGGGUGGCAAGAGGAAAGCAUUGAGUGUACGGACAACAUUGAGAGUAUGGGUUUCGAAAGUGGGUUCCUUGAUGGCGCACCAGUAGGCAUCAUUGUAUCUUCGGAGAGACGGCAAAGUCAGCAGCACGGCGCAUGA